Messenger RNA from Pecten maximus, 1256 nucleotides. RefSeq lists its product as uncharacterized. NCBI's taxonomy places the organism in Eukaryota, Metazoa, Mollusca, Bivalvia, Pectinida, Pectinidae. The coding region runs from base 109 to 1233 and encodes 374 amino acids. The transcript has 2 exons. The record is from RefSeq and is a predicted model, not a curated record.
GGAGAACUGUGAACGUAUAGACAGUAAAUUUCAUACGAACUCUUUGUUUUGUGAAACUAUUGUAUAUUUCAUAGAAUUGCCGGAUGGUAUCACAAGCAAAGUGUUGAGAUGGCUACGGAACAGACACAGGCCCAGGAUGGUGCAGUGGCUGUAGAUCCUGAGCUGGAGGUGAGUAGGAUGAUUGAUGCUUUGUCAAAGCUCAGGUAUAGAGUUGUGACAGAGGAAGAGUAUAAAAGUUUGGCAUCUAAGAAGCUAGAGUUCAACCCUCCUGGUGAUAAAACCAGUACGCCAAAGCCUAUAGUCAGGGAUCGGAUAGGUAGAGGUAGGGCUAGGUCACUAGAUUAUACUUUGAAGGAUUUCAAGGAGGAACCUCGUAGUGUAGGUAUAACUAGAUCGACCCUCAGUACGGGCCAGCUUGACUCAAACUUGGGGCGAAUCCCCAAGAUUCCAACAUUUAGUGGCCAGGAACAAAAGAGCGAUGUCAGCUUUAAUGUAUGGAGGUAUGAGGUGCGUUGCCUGUUAAAGGACGUUAGUCUCCCUGAGACGGUGCUGUUACAAGCGAUAAGGCAGUCCUUAAAAGGUACAGCUCGAGAGAUGCUGAUACCCUUAGGGGAAACUGCAACAGGUACUGCAAUCCUGAGCAAACUAGAAGGAUUGUAUGGUAAUGUUGAGACGGAUGAAGCGACUCUUCAAAAAUUCUAUACAGAAUCCCAACAAGAAGGUGAGUCAGUAACGGCUUAUGCCUGUAGGUUGGAGACUCUACUCCACGCUUCCAUAGAGAGCGGAUAUAUAGAUAGGGUAGCCAAGGAAACUAUGCUACGGUCGAAGUUUUGGACUUCUUUAAAUGAAAGGUUGAAAACGCAAACUAGAAAUAAGUAUGAGACUAUCAAGUCAUUUGAUAUGCUAGUACGAGAGGUCAGGGCCAUUGAGUUAGAGUUGACAAAUAAUGACAAAGUGAAAAGUUCUGCCAAGAAAGGUCAACAUCAGCCCGUUCAUGCUGAACAGAUGCAAAGCAAAAUCGAAAUUAUGGCUGAACAGCUCACGACAUUGUGUGAGAAAAUAAAGGACCUAGAUUCUAAGGUGAUUGGGUUACAGUCUAACAGUAGGAAUUCAAACAAUUCUAAUAAUUCCAGAUCAGGCAGACAGAACAGGCAGCAGAACAAUUCAGGACCACAGAGAAAUGACAACUCAACUGGGAAGGGAAAAGCAUCUGGACAACAGCCAAAAGAUUAGCCUCCACUAUUUCAGGGCAGAUG